GCAUGAGUUUGUUAUAGGGCCCAGAUAGGGCCUUGAGUUUGUUGUGGUUUUUGAAGACUGUUGUGGGGACGUUGAUGAUAGUUUAGUGAAAUAGCUUUUAGCAUUUUGGUACCUAUGAGUUAGAUUAUUCGAUUCUUGUUAAAAUGAACUCGUCAAUAAAUAUCAAAGAUGAAUCAGAACAUUACCGUGUGAAAUAUUCAAAACUAAAACGCAAGCUUAAAACAUUGGUGUUUGAAAACGAGUCCUAUCGUGACGAGUUGCAGCGCUGCCAGCGGAAGCUGCUAAAGCUGAACCGCGACAAGAGUUUCCUGCUGGACCGGCUGUUGUUGUACGAGACAGCAGUCAACUCGUCUGACUCGGAGAGCACUGAGGACUCGGACACCGAGCUGGACACCAAGCACGCCCGGAGAAAGAUCGAUACUGGCGCAGAACGUUCCCCGGUGAAACGAAAAAAGCAGAUCAUCAAGAAUAAAAGCCAGGCGUCUCGAGCGCAGGUGUCUCGCGCGUUCAGCGACUCGGGCCACAUGACUCCCGAGGAGGUGGAGCGUCACCUGGAGACGCGCACGGCCGUCCGCCGGCGGGACCUGGUGCCCGAGCGGGCGCCGCUCACCGUGCCCCGCCAGCUCUUCAGCACGGAGGAUGCCGAGGAGGGCCGCGAGUCGGCCGGCACCGCCAGCAAUGUCGAGGAGGAGGGACUCGUCAUCGACUUUCCAGAGUGAGCGGCGGAGUGGGAGGGGUGGAAGGUGGGAUGGGAAAGCGGGGAAGGGGCUAACGGUGUGGGGAGUGGGUUAGAGUGUGAAGUGGUGGGAGGGUUUAAGCUGUACAGAGGACUGCGACUGUUACGUCGCCCGUCGAUGACGUAGGAAUGGGAUCGGGAUAGUGGAGUGUUAACGCAAAGUUAACGAACGAACUGUUAGCGUCGUUAGAUCUCUUUGUACGUUCAUUUGUAUUCGUUUGUGCGCACAUUGACCGUUUCGUGCGGGUUGAUUUGUAAGGGACGUAUUUUGACGGGGCCUGAUGGGCAGGCACUGACACAGCUCGGCUUCCGUUAAAUCGGUGGGUGGUGCUGCCUCAGGGGGCUCACGUGGGUCCGGUGGACGCGGCACUUGUAUAGCCCACGCUGGCUUAUGUGGUUUCUCAGAGUCAGAACUGUGACACAUAGUCGCGGUUGUGUACGUUCAUGACGUAAAUAUCGCGGUUGUCAUUGUUUCACGUAGUUAUUUGCCUGACCAUCUCUCAUAACGCUGUCACUCAUGUUCAUCGAUAUAUAUAGUCAAUUUUGGAAACGAGAUUGAUAACUGAUCAACUGCUCGGUCAUGUUCCCCGGACAUUACGGUAGACUCCGGUCAAUAAACAUGGAUCGUGCGCUACCAGUUAUGGAUCGUGCAUCCACCCAGUUAUC
This is a messenger RNA of Amphibalanus amphitrite, 1402 nucleotides long. RefSeq names its product transforming growth factor beta regulator 1-like. Lineage: Eukaryota; Metazoa; Arthropoda; Thecostraca; Balanomorpha; Balanidae. The transcript is spliced from 4 exons. Gene Ontology annotation, cellular component: nucleus; Ino80 complex. The record is from RefSeq and is a predicted model, not a curated record. Gene Ontology annotation, biological process: chromatin remodeling. Bases 144 to 719 code for a protein of 191 amino acids.